CAACCCAACUGGUCCGUUCCUUCCCCUCUCUCUCUCUCUCUACUCUCUCUCCUCUCUCAGAAUCAAUCAUACUGCGCCUUUACCUUCCACAACAUCUUCUUCUCCUUCUCAAAGCGCACUCAUGGCGGAAAAAGGCAGUAGCAGUCCAUUGCCAAAGUUCGGCGAAUGGGAUGUCAACGACCCAGCAUCCGCCGAGGGGUUCACAGUAAUCUUUAACAAGGCCAGGAAUGAGAAAAAGACUGGUGGGUUGCCUGACUCUCCAGCGAAGGACGACCCCACGUACAAGCAUGGAGCUGUUCUUGGAAAGCCUCAGUCUAAAAAAUGGUUUUGCUGCUUGCAAGCUGCAGAAUCAUGAGGCUUUCGGCUCGACUGUGGGGUUCAGCAGAAAUGUAUAAUCUGCAAAAUUCUCGACACACGACUACUUUAUCUCUACGACUACAAAACUGAAGCUGUAUUUAGAACCUGUGAUGAUGGAUAAUGCUGGACUCCAUUUGUUAGAACUUGUCAAUAAUUUGGGUUUUGGGGGGAUGAAGAUGAUUAAAACAUCAUUGUCUUGUUAUGUUAUUGUUCUUCUGCAUGAAUGGCAAUUGUUGGAGAUUGUUUGCUUAUCAAAUCCUCCCUCCUCCCUCCUGUGCCCACUAGUUGUGAAAUGAUGUUGUUUGUGACAGUUUCUUGCCUGAAUGAUUUCAAAUGUAUCUCCUUUUUUUUUUGUGUAAUCUGAAACUUUGUGCUGGGAUUUUUCAUAUCCUUCGUUCUGCAUUGUCUCUGUUUUCUACAGCCAUUGGUUUUUA
Molecule: messenger RNA, 791 nt
Organism: Momordica charantia (bitter melon)
Lineage: Eukaryota; Viridiplantae; Streptophyta; Magnoliopsida; Cucurbitales; Cucurbitaceae
Product: RPM1-interacting protein 4 (RIN4) family protein
Cellular component (GO): plasma membrane
Source: RefSeq, a predicted model, not a curated record